AAAGUAGAGCUCUUAAAUACCUACACACUUUAACUUCAGUCAGGUUUUUAAUGCAGGGUGUUUCCUUGCUGCAUGUCUGUUUAUAUCUCACUGAAUGUAAUCCCGGUAUGAUCACAUUCCUCUGGUAAGGCUGGUUAUGAGACUAGAGGAAGAGCUGCAGACAGGGAGGAAGUGAAACUGAAAGCAGGGAGUCAGACUGCCAGACUCCAUUUCACACUUGGACAGAGAGGAGGAGGACAGGUGUUACUGGUUUAUCUCUCAGACUGCAGAAAAUGAGUGGUUUAAAAGAUGAGGAAGAGGACAGAUCUCCAGUCUCCAGCUGUCUGUCUCUGAAGAGUGACCGGUCUAAAGAAUAUCCUCCAGACUUCAGGAAUGAACCUGGACCCUCAGACACAGAACUGGAGAAGAUGAGUGGUUUCAAAGCUGAGGAAGAGGACAGAUCUCCAGUCUCCAGCUGUCUGUCUCUGAAGAGUGACCGGUCUAUAGGAUUUCUUCCAGACUUCAGGAAUGAACCUGGACCCUCAGACACAGAACUGGAGAAGAUGAGUCGUUUCAAAGCUGAGGAAGAGGACAGAUCUCCAGUCUCCAGCUGUCUGUCUCUGAAGAGUGACCGGUCUAAAGGAUUUCCUCCAAACUUCAGGAAUGAACCUGGACCCUCAGACACAGAACUGGAGAAGAUGAGUCGUUUCAAAGCUGAGGAAGAGGAUAGAUCUCCAGUCUCCAGCUGUCUGUCUCUGAAGAGUGACCGGUCUAUAGGAUUACCUCUAGACUUCAGGAAUGAACCUGGACCCUCAGACACAGAACAGAGAGCAGAGGCUCCAGUCUCCAGCUGUCUGUCUCUGAAGAGUGACGGGUCUAAAGAUUUACCUAUAUUCUUCAGGAAUGAACCUGGACCCUCAGACACAGAAGAGAAGAGGAGAGGUCCUGUUCCUGUGGAGGAGCAGCUGUCCAGCUGUGCUUUCUGUCAGGACUUCCUGAAGGAUCCAGUCUCUACCAGCUGUGGACACUGGUUCUGCAGACAGUGCAUCACCUCAUACUGGGAGCAGGGACCUCCAUCAGGAGACCCCUCCUGUCCCCAGUGUGGAGAAAGAUGCAGCAUUAUACAAACAGAUGGUCUGCAGGAGGUUUUAGAGGAGCAUAGGAUCAGUCUGAGGAGGAGAUGUGAACGUGUGACUGAAGGAACUGAUGGAAGUGAAACCCUCCUCAACAGGAUCUUCACUGAGCUCUACAUCACACAAGGACGGAGUGAAGAGGUUAAUACCCAACAUGAGGUGAGGCAGCUGGAGACAGCUUCCAAGAAGGAGACCCUCCAUGACACUCCAAUCAAGUGCCAGGACAUCUUUAAAGCCUUACCUGACCAGCAGACCCACAUCAGAGCGGUCCUGACCAACGGCGUCGCUGGAGUUGGAAAAACCUUCUCAGUGCAGAAGUUCACUCUGGACUGGGCCGAGGGUUUGGAGAACCAAGAGGUCAGUCUGGUGAUCCCGCUCUCCUUCAGGGAGCUGAACCUGAUCAAAGAUGAGCAGUACAGUCUUCUCAGGCUGCUCCAUGUUUUCCAUCCAGCCUUACAGAAGGUCACAGCAGAGCAGCUGGCUGUCUGUAAAGUGCUGUUCAUCUUUGACGGCCUGGAUGAAAGCAGACUCUCUCUGGAGUUCAGAAACAGUGAGGUUCUGUCUGAUGUCUCACAGCAGUCCUCAGUCAACGUGCUGCUGACAAACCUCAUCAGGGGGAAGCUGCUUCCCUCGGCUCUCAUCUGGAUCACUUCCAGACCUGCAGCGGCCAAUCAGAUCCCUCCUGAGUGUGUGGACAGGGUGACAGAAGUACGAGGCUUUACUGACGCCCAGAAGGAGGAGUACUUCAGGAGGAGAUCCAGAGAUGAAGAACAGUCCAGCAGAAUCAUCUCUCACAUCAAGAGCUCCAGGAGCCUCCACAUCAUGUGUCUGAUCCCAGUGUUCUGCUGGAUCACUGCUGCAGUUCUGGACCACAUGUUGACUACAGACCAGAGAGGAGAGCUGCCCAAGACCCUCACUGACAUGUACUCACACUUCCUGCUGGUCCAGACAAAGAGGAAGAAGCAGAAGUACCAUGAGGGACAUGAGACGAGUCCACAGCAGCUGACGGAGGCUGACAGGGAGGUUCUUCUGAAGCUGGGGAGGCUGGCGUUUGAACAUCUGGAGAAAGGAGACAUCAUGUUCUACCAAGAAGAACUGCAGCGCUGUGGUCUUGAUGUCACCGAGGCCUUGGUGCACUCAGGAGUUUGUACAGAGAUCUUCAAAAGAGAGAGUGUGAUCUUCCAGAAAACAGUCUACUGCUUUGUUCAUCUGAGCGUCCAGGAGUUGGCUGCAGUCUACAUGCUGCACUGCUACACCAACAGAGACACAGCGGUACUGAAGGACUUCCUGCAGGGAGACUAUAACAGCAGGUAUAGCAGGGAUCAGGAUUACCCAUCCCUGGAUGUCUUCCUGUUGAGCGCCAUGAAGAAAUCACUCAGAAGUAAAAAUGGCCACCUGGACCUGUUUGUCCGCUUUCUCCACGGCCUCUCUCUGGAGUCCAACCAGAGACUCUUAGGAGGCCUGCUGGGUCGCAAAGACAAGGGUCCAACAAUCAUCCAGAGACUCUUCAGAGGCCAGCUGGGAGGAACAGACAUCCAGAGAGCCAUCAAGAACCUGAAGGAGAUGAGCAUUGAUGAAAUCUCUCCUGACAGGAGCAUCAACAUCUUCCACUGUCUGACAGAGAUGAAGGACCACUCAGUACAUCAGCAGAUCACAGAGUUCCUGAAGUCAGGGAACAGAUCAGAGAAGAUGCUCUCUGAGAUCCACUGCUCAGCUCUGGCCGACAUGCUGCAGAUGUCAGAGGAGGUUCUGGAUGAGUUGGACCUGAAGAAGUACAACACAUCAGAGGAGGGACGACGGAGACUGAUUCCAGCUGUGAGGAACUGCAGGAAGGCAGAACUAGCUGCCUGUGGACUCUCAGACACUCACUGUGAAGUCGUGGCCUCAGCUCUGAAGUCUGACCCCUCCCAUCUGAGAGAUCUGGACCUGAGUUACAACAAGCUGCAGGAUUCAGGAGUGGAGCUGCUGAGUUCUGGACUAAAGAGUCCAAACUGCAGACUGCAGACUCUCAGACUGAGGAGCUGCAGUCUGUCAGAGAUCAGCUGUGCUGCUCUGAUCUCAGCUCUGAAGUCCAACCCCUCCCAUCUGAGAGAUCUGGACCUGAGUGAGAACACUCUGCAGGAUUCAGGAGUGAAGCUGCUGAGAGAUCUUCUGGAGAGUCCUCUCUGCAGACUGCAGACUCUCAGACUAGCUGACUGUGGACUCUCAGAGACUCACUGUGAAGUCGUGGCCUCAGCUCUGAAGUCUGACCCCUCCCAUCUGAGAGAUCUGGACCUGAGUUACAACAAGCUGCAGGAUUCAGGAGUGGAGCUGCUGAGUUCUGGACUAAAGAGUCCAAACUGCAGACUGCAGACUCUCAGACUGAGGAGCUGCAGUCUGUCAAAGAUCAGCUGUGCUGCUCUGAUCUCAGCUCUGAAGUCCAACCCCUCCCAUCUGAGAGAUCUGGACCUGAGUCAGAACUAUCUGCAGGAUUCAGGAGUGAAGCUGCUGAGAGAUCUUCUGGAGAGUCCUCUCUGCAGACUGCAGACUCUCAGUCUGAGGAACUGCAGGCUGUCAGAGAUCAGCUGUGCUGCUCUGGUCUCAGCUCUGAAGUCCAACCCCUCCCAUCUGAGAGAUCUGGACCUGAGUUACAACACUCUGCAGGAUUCAGGAGUGAAGCUGCUGAGAGAUCUUCUGGAGAGUCCUCACUGCAGACUGCAGACUCUCAGGAUCAGAGGAGAGACGAUCAGAGCCAAGAUCCAGAAGAGCUGAGACUCUGAUGUAAACAGGAAGUGGAAACUGGACCGACUGACGGGAUAUUUUCCAUAAAGAACAAACCAUCAAUUUCACUUCAAGCUUUUCUUAAAAGUGAAGAUAAAACACUUAAAUAUAGAAUAGAAAAUAAAUAUCUUUUAAACCAAAUAUGAACAAAUGUUUCCUACAAGUCCCGCCCCAAAGUGCUGUGAUUGGCCGGUUCUAUUAAGAUAAAUACCUUGAUGCCUUUCAUAAUCCCAGGCUCCAGUUUCCUUCUCACCUGAACACACCUCUAAAUCUGUGUACAGGUAAUCCUACACCAUGACCAGACUCUGAUCCAACUGCUUCAAGUAUUUCAUCUUCUAAUGUUCUGAAUGUGUGGACAAUAGUUUAGAAACAGCUUGGCCCAUUUGGACAAUGUGGGAUGGAUUUGGGGGUUUGAGGAUGCUGAGUCCAUUUCUGACAUUUCCAGGAUCAAAGAUGGCAGCUUUAACCAGAAAGUGUCCAUAUGUGUCCUCUCUGUCGGCUGAUUUUGAUGAAUUCUGUGUCAGUUUGGAAAAUGUAGGGGACUCUGGAUCAUUUGGAUCGGACAGAUUGCUGAUUAGAAAUAAAUUGUCCAGAGUAAAGGUAAUAACUUUAA
This is a messenger RNA of Eleginops maclovinus (Patagonian blennie), 4485 nucleotides long. RefSeq names its product NACHT, LRR and PYD domains-containing protein 12-like. Gene Ontology annotation, molecular function: protein binding. Gene Ontology annotation, biological process: intracellular signal transduction. Lineage: Eukaryota; Metazoa; Chordata; Actinopteri; Perciformes; Eleginopidae. The record is from RefSeq and is a predicted model, not a curated record.